GAAAAAACACAAAACACUCAAUUUGGGCUGUUGUAUGUGGUGUUUUCUAGGAUUUUUAGCAUUUUAAAAUCUCCACAAUGACUAUUUUACCGAAGAAGAAACAUUCUGAGUCCAAGAAGAGUGAAACGACCUCAAAUAACGAAAGCAGAACGCGAAUACGAGGUAAUUCGUCUUGGACUUCGUCGGCGAGCGUAACUGAGAGAGGUCGAUCGAGCGAAGAGUAUUCGAGUCAUGAAGAACAGUAUCUUGGAAAUAGUUUUGAGAGUAGAGAAGCCACUGAUGUAGCUUCUUGUAGUUCCAAAAGGCGACAUAGAAGUCCCCCUCAUCGCCACAAAUACCAUGAAAGGCAUAGCGAGGAAACAGGUUACAACAGUUCCGAUGAACAUGACACUCAGACGACUGACCAACCUUUGUCUUCUGAAGAGGUACACCCCUCUCUUUAUUUAUACGUUUACUUGGGAUUUUCGAAAGAACUGAUCGCCAUGUCUCAUUUUCUUUCGUAUUUCAUUAAGGUGGAGAGGCAGUUUGAGCAAGCAUUAAAGGAAAAGAAAGGUUUUAUAGUCAAGAAAAUGGGCCAAGAUGGCGCGUGUUUAUUUCGGGCUGUUGGUACGUAAACUCACAGUAUAUUAAUCAUCUCACGUCAUGCUAAAAAGUUGCACCUUAAAAUAAUGGGUUUUUUUGUAAAAUAAGUACCUUUUCCCUCCAUUUGAUAUUUUCAAGGGCUGCUAGUAUUCAACACAUGGUUGAAGCUGGUACCUAGGUCAUUUUUGCAACUGAUUCACUAUACAAAACCCUAUAUUUCGACCUCACAUUUAUUACUGAACGAUGCAAACUUAUAUAUUUAAUUAUUAGAGGAGACAAAGCUCGUUUCAGAAUUCUCUUGCAAUAAGAAGUAUUUUUAGCCGUAUUCUCCAAAAACAUCUGUAAAUCAAGUCAGUCAUAUCAUGUAAAUUGAUGUACAUGUGGCUCUGUCUUUUUGUAGGGCUUUGUCUGCUCUUGGUACCAAAAUUUUCGCUCAGUAUUAAUAUAUCCACGGUUUUUUCCCAUAACAUACCAACUGGAAAUGUGGGACAACUAGCCAGUGUGGCAAUGUACUUUAGGUAUUGUACGUGAUCAUGAGGAAGCGUGGGGUGAAUUUCAUUGACUAUAUUUGCUUGCAUCUUGUGUGGAGUAAUAAAACACUUUGUUGAACAUGUGUUGGAAAACAAAACCUUUUAACUGUAAUGUGAUAGUGUAGUACAACUUGAAGGAUGUAUUGAGUCUUGCUGAAAAUUUGCCUUUUAAGAGCUUUUGUCUACAAAUCAAAAUUGUCCAAAGCUUGUAUAUACACUUGUCUAGUUGAAUCCCAAUGCAACAGAGUUGCAACGGACUGUGAAAGUCAUUGAUAUAGUGGGGUACAUUAUAUGGAAAUCUUAUUUGUUAUACUGAGCUGUUUGUUUGUGUGGCAUAUAAUAGAAUUGUUAUGUUGUUGUUUCAAUGAAAUGAACUGUUUUGCAAGAUACUUAAUAAAUUUUGUUUUUAUUCCACAUGCACACAAAAAUAUUAGCUUUGAAUUCUUCCGUAGAUUUUAAACAACCAGCACAGGCAGAAAGGAUAGUGGACUGAUUUCUUUUGUUUAAAUUUAAAAACAAAGGAAACCUGUAAUGUUUAACUUCGGUUGAAUCAUUGAGUUUUAACAGAAACUCAUAAGGGGUUGAAAGGUGUAACUCACGUUCAAUGCUCGUGAAUAUUCAAUUUUACCAUAUUUGGAAACCUUAGUGACAGAUAUCCAUUUUCAACACAAUGGCUGCCGCGCGAUCACCAUGCAGAUGUUUUAAGACGAGGUCUGCAUUUCAGGCUUAAAAAUGCAUCAUUAAAAAACAAAAAAAUGGAAAGAGAAAGUUAAAAAGAAUGCUCAGCUUUCUUCUUGUGGAAGAAGGGAAGCUUUUCAUCAAGAAAUCCUCCUUCGAGGAAUUCAACCUUGUUUUCUUCACGACGGAUCUCUGGUCUGUUUUGAAAUGCAACCAAGGCAGUGAAGUUUUUGCUGAAUUUUCAGGUACAUUUUGCACUCUAUAGCCAAGAUAAUUACGUUUUUCAAAGGGAAUUUAUGUAUUUUUAAAUGUCUCAUAGACGUUUCAUAAAUUUUUCUCUUCGGCGCAAAAGAAAAAUUACAAAAUGUGCCCCGAUUUGAGAUGGAUUUUGGGUUGAAUUUUGCCAUGUGCUCAGCCGAUUUCACUUGCGUGAACGGAUCCACGAUCGAGAUGGUGUUUUCCGAAUUGCUUUAAAGGAUUUUGAAUAAAAAUUUUUAACAAACGGCUUCUCUGUCUAUUGUUUUGAGUUUGUUCAUUCAUAAACUUAGCUCAAAACAUGAUCGUGACUACAACAUCUAAGCUGAAUUUAAGUUUAACUGCUUCUCACAUUCAUCACACACAUCACUUUUUGUGAAGAUGUCAGGUUCAGGUUUUGGACUUUUUUCCUUACGCAGCUAAUAAAUUUUAUUCCAAAAUAUUUUUUACUGUUUAUUAUAGACUUUUAAAAUAAGAAUUCUAAAAGCUUAUUUGCAUUAUAAGUUUACUGUGCAGAGGGUCAACGAGGCAUCGUUUUUUGAAGUGAUGGAACUUCGAGAAGUUCCACUUGCGAGGACGUAAGUGGGUUUCAUAAUGUUUCGUUUGGCCCAGGUAGUAAGGCAACAUCCAGCUCAGUGUUUCGGUAAGAUUCCUGGUUUCAACCUUUCAAAGCUUUCUCGGCUUUCGGGAGUUUUUUCCUUCGUCUGUCGGCCAUUUUUUUAAGCGGGCGCGGGAACAUGAAGUAAAACUACGUCACGUUGUUUGCGAAGUUUGAUUGGUUAGUUAUAUCUUCUUCUCGUUCCAAAUAUGGUACUUUUGAAAAUGAAUAAUCACGAGCAUCGGACAAAGCAAACAUAUGAGAGUUACACGUUUCAACCCCUUAUGAGUUUCUGGUUUUAAGCAAAGAAUCACAGGCAAAUUUUUAUUAUUCAAACUGUUGCCUUUGACAUUGCCAUCUUACAUUUUUGUGGAUAUAAAACAGUAUUGUGUAUGUACAUGUACUUCUUUGCUACUUUAUCCAAAAACAAGCCUCGCAACAAGCCACAAGUGCGGUGGUAGAAGGCCUACUACGGGUACCUCUCUAUUACAGACAGAUGACUGUCCAAACACAACUGGAAGUUGUGCAGCAUCUAACUGUUAUAACAAGUACAACCCUAUAAUGUCCUUAUCAAUGACACACGGAGAAGGCUUAACAGAGAGGAAAAAAAAGUUUUUUUAUUAUAGACCAUUUGUUCUAUGUAUCAACAAUGCUGUUAUUGUUCAGUUGUAUAGUUUUAGUCAAGAGUAGAUACAGGAUAUUCAAAGGGGUAGACUUGUGCACAUAUUUCUAAUGGUUCCCAAGCUAGUAAUUCUCACCCUUUUCUCUCAUCAUGUGUUAUUGUGUAGUUAGUGUAGUGCAAAUUUUUCCUGUAAUGAAGUGAGGUGUACUGUGGUUGAGGACAAGAGGUCAUGAAAUUUCUAUACACCUCUGGUCUAAGGCAUGAUUUAUCAUCCCCCUCCCCUCCCCACUCUGCCUCCCUCUCCUGAGUCCACCACUAAACUGACUGAGGUAAAUUUGUUUCAGCUGAUCAAGUUUAUGGUGACCAGGAGAUGCACUCCGAGGUUAGAAGACACUGCAUGGAUUACAUGGUAUGUACAGGGCCGCUGAUGUUUCUAUUCAAGUUUAAGAAAUCUGCGGGAUUGUUGGUGCAGUAUUAACUGUCAAACCCGAAACAAAGCUGCUCCUGCUCAUUGCAUUUGUACCUUGAUUUACCAUGACCACCUACAUAUAUACCCUUGCACUCAAAAUUAAUACAGAUGGCUGUGGUUGUCCAUGUACACUGUGGCUGCUACUCUUUGGAUAUAAUUAAGUUGUUGAUUCACUGUAUUACACUACUACAAGAAACUCUUUGCCAAUAUACCUCUGAGGGAAAAAAAACUUUAUCAGUUGGGCUACAAGACAAUACUGGACUCUUUCCUGUGCUUGUAUUCUGAUUAUUGAUUAUUUUAUCAUUGUUUAAAAUCCAGCUCAAGAAUGCUGACUACUUCUCACAGUAUGUUACUGAAGAUUUUAAUGGCUAUAUCAAGCGUAAACGGGAAAUCCAUUGUCAUGGAAACCAUAUUGAGAUGCAGGCUAUGUGUGAGAUGUACAACAGGACAAUCGAAGUCUAUCAGUACAGCACAGGUAAAAAUAACAGCAAGUUAACUGUUCUUAUGGGCUCAUGUGUUUACUGAAAACAGUGUAAAAACUUAUCACAUAACUUAUGACAUGCAGGGUGGAAAUAUUUCAGUCUUCUGGUUGUUUGGACUAGUCCUUAAAAUUCCUAAACCUGCUGAAGAUCAAAUGUAGAGAUGCUAAUUUAUUUUCUGUUGUCUGUUGUACAGAACCGAUCAACAUCUUCCACAGUUCAUACAAGACUGACUAUGAACCAAUUCGCCUUAGUUAUAAUGGUAUCCACUAUAAUUCAGUGCUCAAUCCCAAUGAACCAUCUGUUGGUGUAGGACUUGGCCUUUCUGGCUACAAACCAUGGGUGAGUAAAGUUGUGCACUCAGUAGCUCACUCAUGCUCAUUAAUUUAUUAUGCAGUACAGAGGAGAUCCCAUGAACAGUUGAGUGUAUCUGUAGUUUGCUUAGAUUCCAGUUACUUGUUCAAAGAGUAAUACCUGGCUGUAUUUCUGCUUGUAAUCAGAGAGAUUUGAAGGGAGCACAACUCUCUUCAGUGUUGUUCUGCCACUUUGUGCUUGUGUUAUACCAGUAUCCACAGACAUUUUACUGCUGUGGGAACAUAUUUCAGCUUUAUACAGUCGACUCUCGAUAACUCAAACCUUCAAGGGAAUCAAAAAAAGUUCGAGUUAUCGGGAGUUCGAGUUAUCAGAAGCUCAAAGAGAAUAGCCGCGAGUAAGGUAAAAACAGUUUUUACUGCACAGUGAACAUUUUAAUCACAUUUAAUUGUAGAAAUGUCAAGUGAAAAUUAAAAGAUACUUCUAGAUUAUAAAUCAGAACGUAAUGUAACAAAACAUAGCCUAAGAGCAUGCGUUUUACCGUUUUGAGAAGUAAAGCUGCUUCAUGUUAGCCUGUGACAAUCAACAUCAGCCUCCAUCAGUAAACUAUACUCCUACAACUCGUUAAUAGGAAAUCCAAAAUUCAAUGUUUCGGACAUCAGUAGAUGGCUUUUUUCCCGACUUUUUAAGGGCUCAAAACAUGGUUCGAGUUAUUGAGGGUAACAUUAUAUGGAAAAUGACCUGAUUUGAAACAAAAAUUGGUUCGAGUUAGCAGGAGUUUGAGUUAUCGAGGGUUCGAAUUACCGAGAGUAAAAUUACAGUAAAUGUAUGACGAAAAUCCAGGGGAAAUCGAUUUUGGUUCGAGUUAGCGCGAGGUUCGAGUCAGCAAGGGUUCGAGUUAUGGGCAGUCGACUGUAUUCAAAAUACUGUGUUUAAGAUGUCUUCUGUUGUUUUAUUGUUUUACAUAUUUACUUUUAUUUGUUUUAAUAUUACUUACAUUCUAUAUCUUGAAGAAUAAAAUAAGAACAGAUGUGUCUGAGAUGCUGAUGCUAAACAUUCUAUGGUUUUGAUGCAAUAUGUGUCAUUUGGUGUUUCCAUUUGUAGGGAACGCUGGUUAAUGAUGCAUUCAAACAAUCAGAGGACUGGCAUAUUGAACAGGUAUUUUUGUUAGUUGCAAAAUCAGAGUUCAAGCACCAUCCACUCAAGAUAAAAGUAAAUAACUGUUGUAACAGAAAAGAUAGGUCUUGGGGCCCAACCUGUCAUUGGACUAAAUGACUGGCUAAAGACCCUCACUGUGAAGCUUAAGCUACAUUGUAAGUGAAGAGAUAUUAAGAUCCAACAUGACAAUGUUCAAACAUAAUGUUUCUGUUUUGUCCUACUAAAAUGGCAACCCAGACAUGUAAGCAAUUUUACGGGUAUGUCCUUUCGUUAGAAGAAAGUUAUUGGCAGCCCUGUCUCACCCAUCCAAAGUUAAAACAACAUCUUUCCUAUUUGAUUUACAUAUGUACAUAACAUGUUAACUGCUUGCAGCAAAUGUUGGCUGAUAAACUUCGUUGUACUGACUGGGAGGCCACAAAUGAAGCCAUGGAGGAAGCAGUUGCUCGUGAAUCUUAUUUGGAAUGGCUUAGGGAACGUGAGAAGAGGGCCAGAGGAGCCAAAACUCUGGUAAGUUUACCAUGAAAAUAAAAAAGCUAAAAAGGGGCAAAUUUUGACUUUUUGUACCAACUGCUUGUAAGAAAAAAAAUAAGCCACACUGACAAGCUUAAACUUUUGGGAGGAUAAUUGCAUUGUAAACAUCUAUGUAUGCUCAAUUUUCCAGCUGAAACCAGUGAAUUUUAGUAUUGAGUGUGGUUGAAUUUUUGAUUUAUUAUCAAUUUCCUUAUUUUCACAUGUGGCACCUUUUUACCUCAGAGACUACUAAGUAGAGAAAUUUGCGGUAUGGAGUUAAUACACACUGUAUAAUGUUGAGUGAAAGUUUAUGCGAUUUGUGCUCUAGCCUCGUUCCAGUCCCACUGCUACCAGUAGUACAUCAACCUGUACAGAAUCCAAGCGACCCAACUCCCCACACCACCGGGAACGGGAUCGAGAUGUACCUGAGAGUGCCCCUCCUAGUAAGUCACCUCGUCAUUCACCCAGCUCUCCUCGUCAUGAAAAUUUUGCAAGUUCCACUUCAUCAGAGGCCAAGUCAUGUCCCUCUGCCAGUCAGGCCACCACAACUUGUACUGUUAGCUCCAUGAAGGAUACUGAUUAUAAUUCCAAGCCAGGGUGUUCAACAGAGUCAUCUAACCCUCCCUCUCCCCCUGGGGCUACAGGAGGUGCUACUGCUGAACCUAACUAUUUGGAUUAUCUACCUCCAACUGGAUAUGGUAAGAACUUGGGUCCCUAGAAAAUAAUAUUAUUAUGCAUGCUUUGCCAUUAGGUUGAAAAGUCUGGCUAACCUGUUAGUGAUGCAUUCCACUUCCUAAUUUACGACAUUACAGUUUCAUUUGCAACUAAAUCCUUUCAUUCUUCAGUGAUAACACAAUGUUUAUGCUAGUGUUUGAGAUUAUAGGUCAGAGCACACUAGGGGACAAGAGACAACAACAUAUCACAGGGCCGACAGUUUGCAGCAACAAAUUGCUUUGUGUGUACUGGAGAAUCUUGUCACCUCAACAAACCACCUAACUUCAAACUGAUUUGAUUUUGUACAACUUGUUGUGGUGACAAAAUUCUGUGCUCACCGAGACAAAUUCCCAUAUAAAUUAUCCAAUUUACAGAAACUGAUUUGUUGCUGUAAUGGGUCAGUGCAACUUGUUGCUGCCACAAACAAAUUACCACAGCAGUCCCUGGGCGCUUUGUAAAUUGAGGUUCCACUGUAGUGUGGAAGUUUGUGCUGAUUUAGGCCGCAGCGUCUCCUCCGAUUACUUUCUGUAAACCAUUGAAAAUAUUCCCUUAAUCGCUCUAGAAAAAAAACUUUCAAUAUAUUUCUCGUUCUUUUAAGCUUGCCCCUUCGACGGUGCAAGUUUUGGACUUCGCCAAUAGACACCGAGACGAAUAUGUAGAUAGCGAACUCGAACGUAGCGAAUUUGACAAGUAGCAAAACUGUUGUAAAGUUGCAAAGCUUUUCUCCUCCUCGAUCAACAGUGGUUUAGCUUCUUUCCAUAAUAACAUGGCUGAACUUUUUCUCUUCUUAGGCUUCUCAGAAUGGGAGGAUGAGAGUAUUUUAGCAGCUGUCUUAGCAGAAUCUCAAAAGGAAUAUCUUGAAAAACUUAAGAAAGGUGCCGUGAAAGAAAAGUGUAGCGAUGAAGAUUCAAAAUCCUAGCAGUUUCAACACCCAAAGAUACAUUAUUGCCAGUAUCAAAUUGUAGAAUCAUGUUAUAAAAUUAUACAUAUAAUUAUUGGUUUUUGGUUUGUAAGGGUUACAUAGGAUUUUCAAUGUAGCAAAGUUUCUCAAUUCAAGCUGAUAAGUGCUUGUUUUAUGGUAA
Porites lobata is the source of this 7989-nucleotide messenger RNA. NCBI's taxonomy places the organism in Eukaryota, Metazoa, Cnidaria, Anthozoa, Scleractinia, Poritidae. The record is from the annotation of a GenBank genome assembly.